CUGUAAUUAUAGACAGGAUUCAAGAAUAAAUUUGUAUUUAUUCUUCUGAUUAUUGUUCAUUUAGUUAGAGUUCAAAUGUUAAUAUCAGUAAAAGUAUAUGUUUUUGUUUCAACAUUGUUUUCCUUUGAUGCAGUAAACAUGAAUUAGUUUUGAUAAAGUAUGUACAUACAAACUAUUUAAACUAAUAAUCUUUAAGAUUUUACUUGAUUGAUAAUGAAAGUACACUCAGAUACAAUACAUUAAAAUUUAACAUGGUUCUAUUAUUAAAAUGAAAAAUGUUGUUUAUAGAUUUCAUUCUAAAGAUAAAUUUGUAAUGUUACAAAGAUAAUGUUUUGUAAUGUUACUGUAAAUGAUCUAUAACUCAAGGUUAGAAAAGUUCAUAUUGUAAUCAGUGAUUGUGACAUCAUUUGGUGAUAGCAGUUUACGGAGUAUAAAAUCUCUCUACUGUAAUGAAUUUUCUUAGUUUCUUCAUAUUGUUCCAUGUUGUUGAUAGUGCUAACACUUCAUAAUAAUAACAUAAUAGCUACAGUGCAUAGACUACAAUAAUAUUCACAUUUUGGUAUUAAAUAUUAAAAUGUAUUGUUCUUUGAGAGUAACACAGUGUUCAAAACAAUUGUGUAAACAUAGUAAAAUACCAUUACAUAUACAUAAAUAUAAUAGUACUACAGCAACAAAUAUUGAAAGGCUACUUCCUCAAAAAGAUGAGUUUCAAAACAGACAUAUUGGGCCUAGAGAAUAUGAAUUAACAAAAAUGUUGCAAACUAUUGGUUUUAAGAAUCUUGAAGAAUUAAGCAAAACUGCUAUACCAGGUCAUAUCCUUCAUACUAAAGAUUUAAAUAUUGAACAGCCAAUUACUGAAUAUGAAUUAAUUAAAAGAAUAACAAAAAUUUCGGAAAAGAAUGAAGUGUGGCGUUCUUAUAUUGGAAUGGGUUAUCAUAACUGUUGUGUACCUCAUACCAUAAUGAGAAAUAUUUUUGAGAACCCUGGAUGGACAACACAAUAUACACCUUAUCAGCCAGAAAUUUCUCAAGGUAGACUUGAAGGAUUAUUAAAUUAUCAAACUAUGAUAUGUGAUUUGACUGGAAUGCAAAUGGCAAAUGCAUCUCUUUUGGAUGAAGGAACUGCUGCAGCAGAAGCUUUGGCUCUUGCUCAUAGGCAAAAUAAGAGAAAAAAAUUAUUUGUGUCUGAUAAAGUGCAUCCUCAAACAAUUGGUGUUAUUGCUACUCGUGCUACUUCACUUGAUCUUGAUCUAGAAAUUGGAAAUAUUUUUCAUAUUGAUACUAGCAAGAAGGAUAUAUCUGGUAUUCUUUUGCAAUAUCCUGAUACAACUGGAUCUAUCUAUGAUUUCUCUGAAGUUACAAAAAAAGCACAAGCUGAUGGAACUAUUGUUUGUGCUGCCACUGAUUUAUUGGCAUUAGCUCUAAUUGAACCACCAAGUAAAUUUUCUGUAGAUGUUUGCAUUGGAACAAGCCAAAGAUUUGGUGUACCACUUGGAUAUGGAGGUCCUCAUGCAGGAUUUUUUGCCUGCAAAAAAGAAUUUGUACGUUUAAUGCCUGGUAGAAUGGUAGGGGUCACAAGAGAUUCUAAUGGGCAAAAUGCAUACCGUUUAACUCUUCAAACGCGCGAACAACACAUCAAACGAGAUAGAGCAACUAGUAAUAUCUGCACUGCACAAGCAUUAUUAGCAAAUAUGUCUGCAAUGUAUGCUGUGUAUCAUGGUCCUGAAGGAAUCAGAAAUAUUGCUUCAAGAAUACAUAAUUUGACGAUAAUUCUUGCUAAAGGUUUACAAUCUGCUGGGAAUAAAAUAAAUAAUAAGUAUUUUUUUGAUACUAUACAGAUAUUACCAAGUAUUCCACUAAAUGUUUUAAAAGACAAUGCCAGUAAAGCUAAAAUUAAUUUAAGGUACUUCCCAGAUAAAUCAAUUGGUAUAUCUCUUGAUGAGACAACUACAAUACAGGAUGUGAAUGAUCUCCUCAACAUUUUUUCUACAAACAUGACAGUUGAAGAAAUUAUUAAAUCUAAUUCUUUAAAUAAUCAAUCCUUGGAUCAUUCCUCUUUUAAGCGUACUUCUUUAUAUUUACAACAUCCUGUAUUUAAAACUCAUCAUUCUGAAACCAGAAUAGUAAGAUAUAUGAAGUAUUUGGAAAAUAAAGAUGUAUCUCUUGUGCAUAGUAUGAUUCCUUUAGGUUCUUGUACAAUGAAACUGAAUUCAACAACCGAAAUGAUGCCGUGUAGCUUACGAGGAUUCACAGAUAUACAUCCUUUUGCACCAAUAGAGCAAGCACAAGGAUAUCAACAAUUAUUUUCAGAAUUAGAAGAAGAUCUUUGUGCCAUAACGGGAUAUGAUAAUAUUAGUUUUCAACCAAAUAGUGGAGCUCAAGGUGAAUAUGCAGGUUUAAGAGCUAUACAUUGUUAUCAUGAAUCAAGAGGAGCUAACCAUCGAAGAGUUUGUUUGAUUCCUGUAUCUGCUCAUGGAACAAAUCCAGCUUCUGCACAAAUGGCUGGCAUGCAAGUGAAACCUAUAUUUGUAUGCAAAGAUGGUUCUAUCGAUAUUGUACACUUGAAAGAAUUAAUAGAAAAAUAUCAGGAAACAUUAUCAUGUUUAAUGAUAACAUAUCCAUCAACAAAUGGAGUAUUUGAAGAUACCAUUGGAGAUAUAUGUACUUUAGUUCAUAAUGCUGGUGGUCAAGUAUAUCUCGAUGGUGCAAAUAUGAAUGCUCAAGUUGGUUUAUGUCGACCUGGAGAUUAUGGUAGCGACGUAUCACAUCUUAAUUUACACAAAACAUUUUGUAUACCUCAUGGUGGAGGUGGUCCUGGAAUGGGACCAAUCGGUGUGAAGAAACAUCUUGCACCUUUUCUUCCAAAUCAUCCUGUGAUAAAUUCUACGGUUAACAAUGUAAAAACUUUAAGAGAAUCUGGUGCUGUAUCGGCAGCUCCUUUUGGUUCGUCUGCUAUACUACCAAUCUCAUGGGGUUAUAUAAAAAUGAUGGGACCAAAAGGUUUACGUAAAGCAACACAAGUGGCUAUUCUUAAUGCAAAUUAUAUGAGUAAGAAAUUAGAAAACUAUUACAAAACACUAUAUAAAGGUAGAGCAGGAUUAGUUGCCCAUGAAUUUAUCUUGGAUGUACGAGACUUUAAGAAGACUGCAAAUAUUGAAGCAGUAGACAUAGCUAAAAGAUUAAUGGAUUAUGGUUUUCAUGCUCCUACUAUGAGUUGGCCUGUAGCAGGGACUUUAAUGAUUGAACCAACUGAAUCAGAAGACAAAGCUGAACUAGAUAGAUUCUGUGAUGCUCUUAUUUCCAUAAAAAAUGAAAUUAAUAAUAUCGAAAACGGCAAGUUUGAUAUAAUUCAAAAUCCUUUAAAGAACGCACCUCAUACACAAUUACAAGUUAUUGUAAAAGAUUGGGAUUUACCAUAUUCUCGAGAAAUAGCUGCUUUCCCUGCUCCAUUUGUAAAGAAGAGUAAUAAGAUUUGGCCUAGCGUGGGUCGAAUAGAUGAUACAUAUGGAGAUAAAAAUUUGUUUUGUAUCUGUCCACCUGUUGCAUCAUAUUAAUUAGUUGCUUCAAAUAUUUUUUUUGUACAGUUAUUUAUAAUAGAUUUACAUAAGUAUUUAUUUAUAUUUUUGUACACAUAUAGUAUCAUUUGUAUAUAUGUGUAUAUAUAUAUAUUAU
Molecule: messenger RNA, 3671 nt
Organism: Vespula pensylvanica (western yellowjacket)
Lineage: Eukaryota; Metazoa; Arthropoda; Insecta; Hymenoptera; Vespidae
Product: glycine dehydrogenase (decarboxylating), mitochondrial
Exons: 10
Coding region: 575-3553 (992 amino acids)
Biological process (GO): glycine decarboxylation via glycine cleavage system
Cellular component (GO): glycine cleavage complex; mitochondrion
Molecular function (GO): glycine dehydrogenase (decarboxylating) activity; glycine binding; pyridoxal phosphate binding
Source: RefSeq, a predicted model, not a curated record